Messenger RNA from Triticum aestivum (bread wheat), 1901 nucleotides. Its product is annotated as DNA repair protein XRCC2 homolog. Gene Ontology annotation, molecular function: DNA binding; ATP-dependent DNA damage sensor activity; ATP binding. NCBI's taxonomy places the organism in Eukaryota, Viridiplantae, Streptophyta, Magnoliopsida, Poales, Poaceae. Bases 131 to 1174 code for a protein of 347 amino acids. The transcript is spliced from 12 exons. Gene Ontology annotation, cellular component: replication fork; Rad51B-Rad51C-Rad51D-XRCC2 complex. Gene Ontology annotation, biological process: double-strand break repair via homologous recombination. The record is from RefSeq and is a predicted model, not a curated record.
UGUACGACCCCCCACAUCGACUAGCGCGCGCAAACACAAAACUCACACAUCCACGGGCGCCAAACUCGAUCCAGCCGAGCGCCCAAAAAUCCGGUGGAAAGGAGGGGAGGAGAGCUCCAGAACCCUAGCCAUGGCCGGGGAGGCAGGAGGGGGGCGGCCCCGCGACUGGCUCUCCAUGGACGAGACGGCGGCGGCCUUCCUCUCCCGCUCCCUCUCCACGCGGCCCCCCAUCCUCCUCCCGCCGCCGCUCCACCGCGCGCCGCUCCGCCCGGGCAACGUUGUUGAGAUCGCUGGCCCGUCUGGCUCCGGCAAGUCCCAGCUGCUCCUCAUGUCUGCAGUGCAGUGCAUACUACCAAAGGAGUGGGAAGGUGUCUAUUUCGGCGGCCUGGGGAAAGCAGUCAUGUACAUUGACUUGGACUGCCGAUUUGAUGUGCUGCGGCUGGCUCAGAUCCUGAGGAAGCGCAUCGCAGCAUGUUAUGGUUCAGUGCAUCCAACAAAUGAAAAUUUUGUAACUGAUGGUUCAAAAGAUAAAUUUCAUUCGUUUGAAAGUACACUGUUUUCUGAUUGCAUGAAGCGUUUCCUGUAUGUCCGCUGUUACAAUAGUUCUGAACUUGUAGCUGCUUUGAAGAGUCUAAAAUCUCAAUCUGAAGCAAGGAGCGAAGUUUUUGGUAUUGGUGUAUAUUUCCUUAUGUUAGACAGCAUUGGCGCAUUCUACUGGAUAGAUCGUGCUCUUCAACCUACUAGAGAGAGUAAAGGGAAAACUCUAUCAUUUCAGAGUAUCACUGAAACUGUUGUCCAGGAGAUACACAAGUUUUUGCAACUUCAACCUAUUUUGGUGUUGGUCACAAAGGCACCUAUUUAUGGUGAAGGAAUCACAACAUCAAACGACUUCCAAAGGGGUUCUUUGAAACAUAUGUCAGAGGAUUCAACAGCUUUGAGAUAUCCAAAACGGGAAGAAGAAAGAAAUGGUUCAUGUCGUGAAUACAUGCCAUCUGCAUGGCAGACAUUUGUUACGCACCGGAUAAAGUUGCAAGAUUUAGCACAAGAAGCAGGGUUUUUCUCUGAGCAGGAAAAUGAAAUGCUCUCUGUACAUACUUGUGAGUGGGUGCAGCCUUCCCUGAACUCAAAAGAGAAGUUUUAUAUCAAGGAUGAUGGUGUUGGCCUUAUACAGUGAAGCCUAUCAGUUUCUGUGCUGGCAGAUAUCAUCAUGACUUGUCCGACCUCCUGACAGAAGUGCUGGGAUCUGUGAUAAAUGUAUGUUUGGGAAAUGCUAACGUAAUACCUCAUUGGUACUAACAGUUUGUGCUGCCUUAUGAUAUUUUGGGCGCGACAUGAUCACACGAUGGACCUGACCUUAUAAUUUACAUUGCUCCUGGGAAAAGCAGUGCACUUGCUGUUUAACUUAACAUCAGAAGGCGAGAGGGAGAACCCAAAGGUGAUAGAUAUGCUCAAGAGGUGCCAGUGUUUCAGCUGGUAUGACCUUCCUAGUCAUCUAACAGCCCAUAUUCGAGCAACCCUGAUGGUGCCAUCAUACAUGUCGCUUUCUCUGUUCCUAGGGAUUUUACAGAUUAUAAUGUAGUUUAGGACUCGUCCUGAGCCCCAGAAACUGGGGGACUUAAGUUUAUAGGGUAUGGGGGAUACGAUCCAGGUUGAACAUAAAUAGGUUAUAAAUUCAACUUGUUGAUUUUUUCAAGGUCAACUGUUUGGCUGGUUGUUGUGGAAGCAUUCACCGAGCUUCCAGCCUAGGUCUAAACUAUUACUCCCUCCGUUCCAAAUUACUCGUCGAAUGGAUGUAUCUAGAACUAAAAUACAUCUAGAUACAUCCAUACCUGCGACAAGUAAUUCGGAACGGAGGGAGUAUUUAUGUACUAAUAUAUCACCAGCCCAUUGUCUUUUGUUCA